Saccharomyces mikatae IFO 1815 is the source of this 1164-nucleotide messenger RNA. RefSeq names its product Acl4p (gene ACL4). NCBI's taxonomy places the organism in Eukaryota, Fungi, Ascomycota, Saccharomycetes, Saccharomycetales, Saccharomycetaceae. Gene Ontology annotation, molecular function: protein binding. Gene Ontology annotation, cellular component: mitochondrial outer membrane. The transcript has a single exon. Bases 1 to 1164 code for a protein of 387 amino acids. The record is from RefSeq and is a predicted model, not a curated record.
AUGAGUGACCUAGAAGUUUCGAUUAAACAAGCUAAAGAAGCUUUGGAUGAAAAUAAUGCCAAAAAGGCACUCAAAAUAUUGAAACCGUUUAAAAGUUCAUUAAAAAAGGAAAAUGCAGACAAUGUGAUAUUGAACGAAGUGUUUGCAGAUGCCUAUCUGGACAAUGGUCAAGUAGAAAAAGCCUAUCCUAUUCUAGCGCGUGCUUGUGAACUAGAUCCUGAGGGACAAGUUGGCGGACCGAACAAAUUCUUCACUAUGGGCCAAAUUAUAGGUGGACAGGAUGGUGUGUCGAUAAUAACUCGUGGAAUUAUGAAUAUCUCCAAUAUAGGUGGUGAAAAUUUAACUAACGACCAAGUUGAGAAAAUUGUUGGUGGGCUGCUUUCUAUGAUUGAAAUUUGGAUGACUGAUUUAUGUAUGGAACCAAAUGCAGAAAAGCAGUGCGAGGAGUUAAUACAGAAAGCCAUGGAACUCACAGAAGGAAAAUCUCCUGAAACAUGGUCUACUUUGGGUUCUAUUAAAAUAUCCCAACAAAAAUUUGGUGAAGCCUAUGAAGCAUUCUCUCAAGCUUGGAAUUUCUUUGACUUGAAGAAGCAAGAAAUUGGUAACGAUAUAAAUGAUAACAGCGGCACGUCACAAAGAACUAGUUUGCAAUCAGAAUAUGUAGAUCUUUUGCAAUCUCUCUUAUCUUUAGCAAAGAUGUGCCUUGAAGUGGGCGCCUAUGAGGUCGCGUUGAAGGUUAUUGCUGCAGUAAGAGAUAUUGAUGAAGAUAACACAGAGGGGUAUUAUCUAGAAGGAUUUACUUACUACCUAAUGAGUAAGUUAGAAAUCUUCAAGCUGAACCAUCCUGAAGUAAAUUUGCAUCCUGAAAACAUAUACGAAUUUAAUCAGGUCAUUCAAGAAGUUCCAUUGGAUUUAUCCCAUGAACCAAUUGCCCAAUUUAUCUAUGAUUCCAGAUUAGCAUUAAGUUUCGCACUACAAACGGGUACCAAUGCUGAUAGCAAAGAUGAAAUUGUGCAAGAAUUAUUGGGUGGUGCAAACAUUCUACUCCAAGAAAUUGGUGGUCCGCUGGAUCCAAGCGAACUGUCACGGAUUAGGAAAGGAGAAAUAGUGAAUGAAAACGAGGAUUUUGAAGAAUUAGAUAUAGAGGACGAAUAUUCUGAUUAA